Messenger RNA from Exaiptasia diaphana, 561 nucleotides. RefSeq lists its product as uncharacterized. The transcript has 2 exons. Bases 145 to 471 code for a protein of 108 amino acids. NCBI's taxonomy places the organism in Eukaryota, Metazoa, Cnidaria, Anthozoa, Actiniaria, Aiptasiidae. The record is from RefSeq and is a predicted model, not a curated record.
CAUCUGAAUCAUCAUCUGAAUCACAAUCAUCAUCUGAAUCAUCRUCCUCGUCUCCAGCCAGAUAUCUGUUAAAAAAGAUGCAAAAGAGUAUAGGARUGGUCUUCAAUUUGUUAUAAUCUUUUUUCUGUUACCUGUUCAUUGUCAAUGCCAAUUCAUUUAUUCGACUACRCAAUGGUUCUAAACAUAUUGGACAAACAGAAUUUUCUGUUGAUGCAUAAAUGUGAUCAUCCCAUUGACGKCCUAAAGGUAAUAGGCAGCAUUUGUGGAAAGAGUGCCCACACACRAGUCUCUGGGUAUUUGGUUGGGAAUCCUCAUCUGCAUCACAGUCUGGUUUAUCACAGAAUAGCAUGGCAUCAGGCUCCAUUUCAGGUCCAAAUGCAAAGGCAAGUGGAAAACAUCUUUGAUCAAGAGUUGCAUCCAGUGCAGUUUGGAAUGGAACACUUCCACUUUCUUCUCAGWGAGGACAUUUAAGAACCUAGUAAACAAGUGGUCAACUCCUGGUAGUUUUCUUAGAUGCAAUAUGUCUGAGAUGUUUGAUAGUGUUGCUUUGUCGUAGUUUCG